AUGCGGGGAUGGGCAACCCUACCAGCAGGUCUGAGGUACCCGUCCUUGGUCUCGACUGCUCAUGGUGACUUGCCUGGACAUGGAAGUCUUAGAUUGGGGGUCUGUUGGCUCACAUAUCAGUGUCACGCCAGCUCCUCCCCCCACUCGCUUGAUCGCCCUAAAGCCCCCAGAAACCGACUCUACCGUGUUCGCGGUCCACAAAUCACCAGAUGGGAGCCCAGAAGAGCCUUCUCUGGUACUCCUCGCGCGCAAAUCAUAAUCAUCGACGAUGAUGAAGAGGUAGAAGUGCCGCCUCCACCCCAAAACGGACUACGACGCGUGAAUGCGCUCGGCGUUGUACAUCAAAAUAUCAAUGAAUUGAUCCGGACACGAGAAACUCGGUUGAAGGAACAGGCCAAAGAACGGGCAAAAACGCCUCUGGAUCGCAAAAAACUCAAAGAUAUUAAAAAGAAGGCUCGAGUGCUUGAGGACCACUACAAACUGAGUGAUGAAUUCCUGCAACUGAAGUACGCCUACGUUGAGCAUUGUCUGUCACAGUCUGCCAAAGCGAUCGAAGAGGCCCAGUUCCAGUAUGACAGUCUCGUCUCGACGUAUGUUUCACAUUUGGAAAACCGGGUUGAGCAGAUACACCAAAACAGCCGGUAUCUGGAGCACGAGUUUUGUGAAAUUGCGUUCCGUCCUCUCGGCUUUUUGAGUAAGCAAUUGUCAAUAUCGGCUCGCGAAAUUGAGAGUUUGCAGGUUGCGGUAUUUUCCCAAUCGGUAGACAUCUCGCAGCAGCUCAUCAAUGACCUCCGUGCCCUUCUUGACAGGGAGUAUCUCAAGCCUCGGAAGUCUGCCAGGUCUCGAAUCGAUCGAUUACUUGCCCAUGCAGAGACUGCAGCGGGUCAAUACAAUGACUUGCAGGCCAAGGGUACCGCCGUAAUCAAUGGGCUCAACGCAAUCUCGGCGCUUUUGCGGUCACUCAUGUACCUGGAUUCGCAGACAGGGUCCAUUUACAAACCCUUGAUAGAAGCGAAUGAUUCAAUUGCUAAUGAAUUUGCUUUGAGCUCACACGAACAUCGCUGGAGAUGGCGCACGUCGAGGAGAUUUGAAAAUCCGCUUGGCGACGCAUUCUUGCUCGAGUCUUCAAAUCUCAUCGAGUCGCGUGCGGUGGCCACAACAACGCUUUUACCGUCCAAAGUCGUAUCAGCCGUUCUGUUCGAUGAUAAAGAGCAUCGAAAAAUCAAAGCAAUUAUGGCAAAGCAAGAUCUCCGAGUUGCCGAUCACAUUCGAAAACCAUAUCUGCAGAAAUGGAGAGGGCCAAAACCGAGCUGGUCCACUGAACUAAACAAGUACUGGCGGCAACUCGACGUGCUUGCGCCUUUUGAACUCCAUCGCAUGUACAUCACGCAGCUCUCGAAAGAAGUGUUGAAUCUGGUCCCGACAGUCCAGGGAGGGUUCGGACCCAUGUGGGAAGGUCUUAAUGAUCACGAUCGCAAAAUAAACCAGGCUCAUCUGAGCGACUGGUAUACGAACUACAGGAAAUCACAGAAAGAUUUCCUACGAGAAUUAGAGAUGUACAGAUACAUCAACUGGUAUCGGCUCGGGCUGGAGGAAAAAUUGGCAAAGCUGGGUGUGCCGAACCCGAUUCAAGCCCAGAAGCUAUUCGUACCUAGCGAGCCACUGAGCCAAGAUAUGGGGCGCUUCAACCAAUGGAUUCACAAAAUGGUAGAAAUCCGUCAAGAUGGUUGGAUAUCCGAGAUGGCCUUCCGCAUGAUCAGGGAACCCAACGGCUUGGAUACCUGGUUGGAAAUGAUGGAUAGGUUCCGGAAAGAGGCUGCCGAAAGGAAAUCCCAGAUCCUGGACUUGGGCUCCGUGAGAGUCCGUCGGAGAGGAGUCUCGCAGAAGAAAGCCAAGGUCUCUCGUUUUGCCAAAUCAAAGAAGAACUUACGGCGAAAGACUGCACGGAGUGUGCGCUCAAAACCUGCCUGGAAGCCUGCUUCCAAGCCUUCCGCGAAAGAGGCAACAAAUUCUCACUGGAAGCUCAAGCUCAAGGAUGAGCUCUCCCACGAGUCCCCAAAGCCCAACUCCUCGAAGAUACCAGCAAAUGAAAAGAAGUCUCGAUCGCCACUACCUAAGUCGCCUUCGAAUUCGCAAAAGAUUUCAUCCCCGCAGAAGCGACAAGCUGCUCGAAGCAAGCUCGCCCCCGCCGCUGUAUGGGAUUAUCUGGGCCAAGCCAAGAAGUUCAUACCUCAGCCAGCGCCUGUCGAUGCGAAGACUCGGUUCCGUCAGGCAAUGUCCAUGAAAGAUGAGACAUGGUCCGAUCGCACUACUGGCAAGCCCAAGACGAUCAAGAGUACGGCUGGACGACCAUCAACGCCAACGCCAAAACCGCUCUUUCCAGGUGGGAAGACCUCCGUUCUAAAACAGGGGCACCAUCAAAAGUCGGAGAAUGUCAAGCAUGAUGCAUCCACAAAAGGAAAGCCUUCCCCUGCAAGAAAGCCCUUGAAGAGCCCUAAACGCAACUUCUGGGAUCCAAAUCCCGUUGCCAGUCCGGGUGGUCUGUUCCAGAGGUCAAAAGGAAGAUCGUACAGCACAGGUUCCGCCGUGUCCAGCGACCAUGCCCUGGAUUGUAAUCAUCCUGUUUUGCCCGAAUCUGCGCCUCAUUUUGAUGUUCGACCUACUCUCGACGCGGAUCCUGAGCUCCCCAUCUCCGCAGAAGACGCAUAUCACCUCGAGAUUGAAUCUACCUCGACCGAGGAGGCCCCACUGUUUUGGAGUCACAGUGACCAGCGAGCUCCCGAUGGACAGAGGCCUAUCGUGCACUACUGCAAAUCCCUCGAGAGCACCGAGUCCGUCGUACAACACUUUCUCGACAGCAAGGUUGUUGGCUUCGAUAUGGAGUGGAAAGCACAGGCAUCCGCCACGGACAGCAUCCAGAAUAAUCUGUCGCUCAUCCAGCUUGCAAACGAAGAGCGUAUUGCCCUCUUCCAGAUCGCUCUGUUCAAGCCCGCGCGCUCGCUGGAAGACUUUGUGGCACCAUCUCUCAAGCGCAUCAUUGAGUCGCCUGAUAUUACCAAAGUCGGCGUCUCUAUCAAGGCGGAUUCAACCCGACUGCGGAAGUACCUCGGCGUCGAGGCUCGAUCUAUCUUUGAACUGAGCCAUUUGUACAAAUUGGUGAAAUACGGCCAGACGCAGCCUAAACUUGUCAACAAGAGGAGUGUGAACCUAAGUGAACAGGUCGAAGAGCAUUUGGGAUUACCGCUUGAAAAAAGCGAGGACGUGCGUUGCGGCGAUUGGGCGAGAUCGUUGAACUAUCGCCAGGUCCAAUACGCUGCCACAGAUCCAUAUGCUUGCAUCUGUCUGUUCAAUAUCAUGGAGCAGAAGAGGCAAGCGAUGAACCCUGUCCCACCUCGUCCCGCACAUGCGGAACUCAACUUGCCCAUUACUUGUCCCACCGGAGAAGCAGUGAACGUUGAGAAUAGGAGUGUUGUCCCCGGUAUAGUCGAUGGAGAUGUGGUUGACCGCUCAUGA
Molecule: messenger RNA, 3513 nt
Organism: Penicillium cataractarum
Lineage: Eukaryota; Fungi; Ascomycota; Eurotiomycetes; Eurotiales; Aspergillaceae
Product: 3'-5' exonuclease
Exons: 3
Coding region: 1-3513 (1170 amino acids)
Biological process (GO): nucleobase-containing compound metabolic process
Cellular component (GO): cytoplasm; nucleus
Molecular function (GO): nucleic acid binding; 3'-5' exonuclease activity
Source: RefSeq, a predicted model, not a curated record